UGGCAUCAAACGCGAGCCUAGAAAUAGUGUUUUAAAUCGUCUUUGUCUCGACUUUGGCGCAAGUUCACUGGUCGGUUCAAAGUCACGCAACGCUAUUGGCUAAUUCGUAUGAAGCUCCGCCCCAUGUUUUGGGUUUCUGUCUAUUUAAUUGGUCCAAAUCGAGUCGUUUAAAUUCGAAAUCUACUGACUACUUGCAUUGCAAGGCGAUUUCGAAAAGUAAACUGUGGGUUGCGUUAUUUGCGUCAAGAGAAGUUAUUUUAUGAUUAUCCGACUCCUUGUUUCAGGAUGAGUUCUACUGCUGUGAACGAUGAGAAUCGUGGGAUCUGCCCUGGAAGAAAGCACAGCAAUUCGGAGACAAGUUGUGACAUCUUUUCCUUGGAUCAGCCGACUGGGAGGCCAUCCAUCCUUCGCCAGUCUCAGGCAGAGAACCUGUCCAACAAAACUAUAGUAAAGGGAGGGAAGGUUUGUUUUCAGACUCCAAGAAGAGACCCUCACACUAAGAGAAUAGAAUCACCAACAAAGUCCCUCAAGAUGGCAAGCAUAGAUCACUGUACAAAAGCCCUAGAGUCUUUGCAGCUUACAACACCUGAAGAGGUGUUGCUGCAGAAAAUCGAUGUGCCAAAAUCAGAUGUGUCAUCCUAUCCUGAUGAUGACAUGCCAAUUCAGAGUAAAGGAGGUUAUCAGCUGGAUUUUGAUAACCUUGAUGUCAUCAAUCCCUUCCAAGGGUCUGGUAAAAUGGUCCUCUCUCCAGCAAGGCCCAGUGAACUAGUUGAAACCUCCAAGGCUAUUGAUCUGAGCGAACCUAAUGUAAUUGAGGCAGUUUCUCAUGAGAAGAUGUUAAAGGAUUUUGACAAGAUUGAAACAGCACUGGAUGAGACCCUCCCGUUCAUGCCAUCACUGGAAAAUUCUCUUGCUGACAUCUCAGCUGAUGUGCGUUCAACAGAUAGCAGUGUGAUCACCAUGACGAAGGAUCCAGCCAUCGAGUUAUCCAAAGCUGAUGAGGACGAGACUGUACAGUCAUCAGUUAACCUUAACCCAGAUCAAGCUGUCGCCAUCUCUAGAGAUGAGGAGACUCCUCUGCUGCCCAAAGGUUCUUACAAAUUUGAUUUUGACGACCUUGAUUCAGUCAACCCUUUCCAAACAGGAGCCUCCAAAAUUCAGAAUUCCCCUGUACUUGGAAGAAAGCUGCCAUGCAAUGACCCUCCAGAGGUGGAAGUUGAAGAGACUGCCCCUGUUGGUAAGGAAAUGGGACCUGCAGCCAUGGUUCAGGUGUCUCAGCCAGUUGUGUUGGCACCUGUCCAGCCAGAGAUGAGAGCAAUUGCACCAUUGUCACCUGCUCCCAAGGAGACGAGCCAGCCCGCUGAAGACUCCAUGCCUCAGCCGGGUGAAGCUGCUCCCAAUGCCGGGCCAGUGAAACUUGAGUUCAAUUUCGAUGAUGGCGGGGAGAUCAAACGUAAGCCUCUUCUCAAGCGGUUUGUCAAGAGGCCUCCUGGUCUUAAGCCGACAGAGAAAAAGGCAGUACCUGAAGAAAAGAAACAACCUCUAUCUAAGGAAUCUCCAGUAAUGCCAGCGGUCGGUACUGAUUCUGAUAUUCCUGUUCCAAAAGGCGCGUACAACUUUGACAAGUUUGAUGACCCAGACUUCAAUCCAUUUGGUACAAAUGCAAGAAUGAGUGACUCUAUAGUCUGUAAGGUGAAAUCCAGUUUAGAGGCCAAGGGAUCAAACUCAGUCAGGGUGGCUGCCUCCCCUGAUAAAGUGACAGAGCAUGUUCAGAAAGAAACCGCACCAUGGCCACUUCUUCCUAGUGCUGGAGACAAAAUCUCAAGGACUGAACCUGAUCUUUCUGCCACAAGAGAAGGAAUUGACAACAUUCCACAAGAUCAGCAGCUUCAGAUGGAAUCUUGUGAAGUUCAGGAUCCUUUGUCUGGCCAAGAGCAGAAACCUCCAACUGAACCUGACCAACCUUCACUGAGCACCCUAGAAACCUUUGAACUCUGCCAAUUUGAGCAGAACCCACAAAAUGGCAUGUCAGAAUUUAAUGAGGAGUUUGUUCCUGGAACCACAUUCAUGGCGAAUGACUUUGAUGGACAGAUGGACUACCUGGAGCAGUUUGGGUCCAGCAAUUUCAAGGAGUCAGCACUGAGGAAACAAUCUCUCUACCUCAAAUUUGACCCCCUCAUGAGAGAGAGCCCCAAGAAGUCUGGAGGCCCCACAGGGCUCAACCUCCCUCAACCUGAUGCCUCUGCUUCACGUGUGGAUACCCAGAAGACUGGUGCCAAGGAGGAGGUGAAUGGACUGAAAUCUCUCAACCCCAGACUUCUUGAUGUUCCACCACCUGUUCAGGUUGUUGGUCCUAUGACUCCUCUCGUGCAAAAUUCCCCUAUGAAUCUGGCCUCAACUUUCCCCCAACCAGCCAACAUGGAGGAUAACAUCGUAGAGGUGCUUAAAUACAGUCAGCAAGAUAUGGAUGCUGCCAUUGCCAAGAUCCAGAAAGAAGUAAAGGAACAGGAAGAUCAAUGGAAGGCAAAGCAUGACAAGCUAUCUUGGGAUAAUCAUGAAAUGGGGAAAAUCAUGUCUGAAUUUGAAGCCACAAUUGCGCAGAUAUUGGCUGAUAAACAAAAGGAGAAGGAGAUGGCCCAGGCUGAGUUCACUAAAGUCUUACAGGAGAAGGAGCAGGUAUCACAGGACCUGAACACCAUGGAGAGGUCCUUCUCUGAGCUUUUCAAGAGACUGGACAAGUACAAAGAGGCCAUCGAGGGUUACAAAAAGAAUGAAGAGAUGCUGAAGAAAUGUGCUCAAGAUUACCUGGCCAGGAUCAAGAAGGAGGAGCAGCGCUACCAGACCCUGAAAGUCCAUGCAGAGCAGAAAAUUGGCCUGGCGAAUGAAGAGAUUGCAGAGGUUCGCUCCAAAUUAAAGUCGGAGGUCUCUGCACUUCAGGCCCAGCUGCGCAGAGAGCAGCUAAAGGCCCAGUCACUGGAGAAUAGCCUUGACCAGAAAGUAAAAGAGACUGAAGAACUCACCAAUCUUUGCGAUGAGCUAAUCGCUAAAGUCCAGAAGGGCUGAGUUCAACUGCAUGUUUGUUUAUGUCCUUGCCUUUAUUGCUGUAGUUUAGAUUUUUUACAAAUCUAAAUAUGUGCUCUUUCUGAUUAACAUGUGUGAAUAUUGCUUUGUAAAUGUUUUGCUGCUCUUGAUUGGAGAUCAAGAAAUGUAAUAGUACUUCACUGGCUCCUCUACUGAUCCAUAUUUUGUCAAUGUUGGUCUUGUUCAUGUCUGUCUUUAUUACUGUAAUAAAAAAAACAUUUUACUAAUCAA
This is a messenger RNA of Salmo salar (Atlantic salmon), 3312 nucleotides long. Its product is annotated as transforming acidic coiled-coil-containing protein 3. Gene Ontology annotation, biological process: mitotic spindle organization; nuclear migration; cerebral cortex development. NCBI's taxonomy places the organism in Eukaryota, Metazoa, Chordata, Actinopteri, Salmoniformes, Salmonidae. The record is from RefSeq and is a predicted model, not a curated record. Gene Ontology annotation, cellular component: cytoplasm.